AUGGCAGACUGGGGGCCAGUGUUCAUGGCAGUGAUACUGUUCGUUCUUCUCACGCCGGGCCUCGUGUUCCAGGCCCCCGGCAAGAGCCGCUUGAUCGAGUUCGGCAACUUGCAGACCAGCGGCAUCUCCAUCGUGGUCCACUCCAUCAUCUACUUCGCUCUGGUUGCUGUCUUCCUCCUCGCCGUUCAUGUCCAUAUGUACAUUGGACACUGAUCCUGCGAUGAGAGUCCAUUGUUGCUGCUUCAUAUUUCUCUGCUCUCUAUUCCAUUUAAUAAUAUCUUUUAAUUCCUUCGUUGUUGCA
Molecule: messenger RNA, 301 nt
Organism: Musa acuminata AAA Group (dessert banana)
Lineage: Eukaryota; Viridiplantae; Streptophyta; Magnoliopsida; Zingiberales; Musaceae
Exons: 1
Coding region: 1-213 (70 amino acids)
Source: RefSeq, a predicted model, not a curated record